GCACCAUCACACACACUCACAUCCGCCUCCACCUUAUAAACACAGCGAGGCUUUCUGCAGUUUAAACGGAGCGGAAGGUUAAAGCAGACCCAGAGUCAGCCCGGACCUUAGAGUUCAUCUCAGGACAAUCCGUAGUUAAAGCUACAGACUCUACAGCUCGCUGAAAUGGACGAGAUCCAAGUAGUUGAGUCCAAACCCCUGCUGGUGGACAGGGAACUACCGGGCCUGAGAGAAGCUGUGCAGCAGCUUGUUGUCAAGGAGCACGAUGUUGAGACUCCUCAUGGAAGAAUUCGCUGCACCAUGAAGGGGACUCCCAAAGGAGACCGACCAGUCAUCCUCACCUUCCAUGACAUUGGACUGAACCACAAAACCUGCUGGGACACGCUCUUCAACCAUGAAGACAUGGCAGAAAUCAUGCAGCACUUUGCCGUUUGUCACGUCGACGCCCCGGGGCAGCAUGAAGGAGCCAACACCUUCUCCACCGGAUACGAGUACCCUUCCAUGGACCAGCUGGCUGAGACGUUCCCUCAGGUGCUGAAGCACUUUGGGCUGAAGAGCGUCAUCGCAAUGGGCAUUGGAGCCGGAGCCUACGUCCUGACCAGAUUCGCCCUGGACUACCCAAACAUGGUGGAGGGUCUGAUGCUCAUCAACAUCAACCCAUGUGCUGAAGGAUGGAUGGACUGGGCUGCACACAAGAUCAGCGGCUGGGCUCACGCCAUGCCAGACAUGAUCAUCACCCACCUCUUUGGAAAGACGGAGAUCAGCCACAACCAAGACCUAAUCGCCACGUACCGCCACCACAUCAUACACGACAUGAACCAGUUUAACCUGCAACUCUUCGUCAAGUCUUAUGAAAGCCGAAGGGAUCUGGAAAUUGAGAGGCCUGUCCCUGGAAUCAAUGCCAGAACUCUCAAGUGCCCUUCUCUGUUGGUGGUCGGUGACAGUUCUCCUGCUGUGGACGCUGUGGUUGAAUGUAACACCAAACUGGACCCAACAAAAACCACCCUGCUUAAGAUGGCUGAUUGUGGUGGCAUGCCCCAAGUUGACCAGCCUGGCAAACUGACAGAGGCUUUCAAGUACUUCAUUCAAGGCAUGGGAUACAUGCCUUCUGCCAGCAUGACCCGCCUGGCCCGCUCCCGCACCGCCUCCGGCUCCAGCGUCACCUCCGACGGCAACCGCUCGCGCUCCCACACCACCGAGGGGAACCGCUCGCGCUCGCACACCAACGAGGGCAGCCGCAGCCGCAGCCACACGGACGGAGCGGCCAACAACAUGGACCAGUCCGUGCCCAAGUCCACCGAAGUCUCCUGCUAAGCUGCCACUGCAGACGCACAAACCUCUCCAAGGUCCUCCAGUUUGCGCUGCGCUGCCUCCUAACUGUGCACAAGUACUUCCAGACUCACCUGAUGCAGUUGCAAAAUGUUAAGACGCACAAAGGACUCUCGUCUGUAGACGUUUUAUUGCAGCUGAGAGACCCAAAUUUGAACGUUUAUAAAUUAAAUAGGAGGUUGAGGUCGUUCAGGGACUCGAACAUAAAACGUCUGGACUGUCGGGUAUGAGUGCAGUUAGAGGCAGCGCAGCGUUUAGGAACAUCAGAGAAAGCUGUGGCUUAAAAAAAUCCAUUUCAGCAUUCCUUCAUUUUUGUUUUUAUCCACUUUUACCACAAUCACAGUUUUCUCAAACAUUAACUGAUCAGUUACUCACAUCUUUCUCAAGACUGAAACUUAUUUUUGUGUGCGUAGCAGCAGAUUAGUAGAUGUGGGCGGAGAAUGUGGAGGCGUUUGAAUGAUUAUGGGAGGGCUGUCGUCUCAUUUUAUGGGUAACUUUAUAAAUUAAGGGAAAAAGUUCAAGAAUGUCCUGUAAAUAUGCUAAUUCUUGCCGGUCUGCGUUAUCUUUGGGGUGUUGGGAUUAUUUUAUUUUUUUUUUCCUCCAGAAGAUUCUGGUUUAAUUUUUACUUUACAUGCGACCUACGACCUAAACUGUGUUUGGAACAAGAAUUUUUUUAUUUAGAACAUGCGACUGAGAAUUUGCUGUGUAACGAAUCAAAAUACAAAAUCAGACAAACUUUUCCAUCACGUUUUAUUGCUUCAUUUUUUUCUUCCUCUCUCCUAUUUGUAGAUGAUUUCUAUGCAUUCAAGAACAAAAACAAAAGUGCCAUGGCAUUGUUCACUCGAGCUGUGAUGCUCCUUCGUGUUUGUGGAUUUGUGGCUGAGUAAAAAGGAUAAAAAAAAAAAGGUCCAAACAUUAUUACGAGGAUAGUCAUAGAGCCUAACCUGUAUUUUACUUGUACUACAGCAACAUUUUACUUUACAAACACAUAAACACAGCUUUGUAAAGAUGCACAAACCAUCUAUUGCUGUAGAGAAGCAUUAAAAUCAUAACGGUUUGUAUUUAUUAAAAAAUGACAAUAAAAACUUGUAACACA
Nematolebias whitei (Rio pearlfish) is the source of this 2425-nucleotide messenger RNA. RefSeq names its product N-myc downstream regulated 1a (gene ndrg1a). Bases 166 to 1314 code for a protein of 382 amino acids. Gene Ontology annotation, biological process: signal transduction. Lineage: Eukaryota; Metazoa; Chordata; Actinopteri; Cyprinodontiformes; Rivulidae. The transcript is spliced from 16 exons. Gene Ontology annotation, cellular component: cytoplasm. The record is from RefSeq and is a predicted model, not a curated record.